AUGGCGGAUAACCCGGUUGCCAGCCGCUCCCACACCGAGGAGGGGACCCCGGGGCCGGGGAGCUGGCCGUCCCCGCCUGGCCCCUCAUCAAUCAGGGGAGAUUCGUAUACUACCGCACCUGCUCCAAUUCCAGGUACCUCCUCCUCAUCACCGCGAGCAGAGGAAGCACCACCAUUGCAACCCCUCCCCCCCACCAGCCGUAAAUCCUCCGACAAGACCACCACCAACAUCGCCAACGCUGGCACCCUCGAAAUCCCUCCCCUCCCAGUGAACAACGACUUUUCGCCCUCCUCCCCCUCGGACUACAAACUGAGGCAAACCCCCACGGCCACGAGCAUCGGUAUCAGCCCCCUAGCGGCCACAGAGACCAUCCGGCCAACGCCCACCAAUCGGCAAAACACUAACCUAGGGCGCACAACCUCACAACUCAACGAGGACGAAAUAAUCCGCAUCCUGUCCCGGCGGAAAACCAACUUCUCGUCCGUGGCCGAGGACCAUGACCCCGAGACUAACGCUGAGAUCGAGGCCCUUCUAUCCUCUAUCUUUGGAACUUCUAGGCAACAGGGAAGUCAGGAGAAGGCGCGGCACUUGGGGGUUGUGUUUAAGGAUGUUGUUGUCAAGGGACAGGGUCUUGGAGCUGCUCUUCAGCCUACGAAUGGGGAUUUCUUUCUCGGGCCGUUGAGGGCGGUCAGAAGGCUUUUGCCCGGUGGGAAGAAGAUGGUUGGUGGCACGGAUGCCGUUAGGACCUUGAUUCAUGGAUUCUCUGGGUGCGUUAGGCCUGGCGAGAUGUGUUUGGUUUUGGGAAGGCCCGGGAGCGGUGAGUGAUAAUUUGUGAUGUGAUUUGUUGUAGGGUAGGAGGCUAAGUUGAUUGGUGUGAAGGUUGCUCGACCUUUUUGAAAGUGAUCGGGAAUCAGAGGAGUGGGUUUGUAGAGGUUAACGGGGACGUCACUUACGGUGGGACGGACCACGAGACUAUGAGGAGGAAGUACCGUGGGGAGGUUUUGUACAAUCCCGAAGAUGGUGAGUCGCUCCCCCUCCUUGACAUACUCCAAACACCACUGACUCAUGCUACCCAGAUCUUCAUUACGCGACACUAUCCGUCGGAGACACCCUGAAAUUCGCCCUCGAAACCCGCACCCCAAGCAAGGACUCCCGUCGUGAGGGCGAGUCUCGAAAGGACUACGUGAGAGAAUUCCUCCGAGUAGUUAGUAAGCUAUUUUGGAUCGAGCAUACCUUAGAUACCAAAGUCGGCGGCGAAAUCGUUCGUGGAGUCUCCGGUGGCGAGAAGAAACGUGUCUCAAUAGCCGAAGCAAUGGUCACGAAGGCCUCCGUCCAGUGCUGGGAUAAUUCCACGAAAGGCCUUGACGCGAGCACCGCAAUCGAGUACGUCGAGUCCCUCCGCACGCUUAGCAAUAUGGUGAACAAUUCCACACUGGUAGCGCUGUACCAGGCCGGUGAGAGCCUUUAUCAGCUUUUCGACAAAGUGCUGUUGAUCGACGAAGGGCGAUGCGCGUAUUUCGGCCCCACAGAGAACGCGAGGGCGUACUUUGAAGGGCUGGGCUUUGUGUGUCCUCCCCGCUGGACCACGGCGGACUUCUUGACCAGCGUUACAGACAGACACGAGCGACAAAUAAAGCAAGGUUGGGAAGACCGGGUCCCCCGCAACGCGGAAGAAUUGGAGCAGGCCUACCAGCAAUCCGAAAUUGCCGCCGCCACGCAAAAGGACAUUGCGGAAUUCGAAAGCGCCGUCGCAACGCAACAAGAAGAGCGCCGACGCCAGGCCACCGAAAAGAUUAGAGCGAGGAAUUACGCCAUCCCCUUCCAUAAGCAAGUAUAUGCGUGCACGAAGCGCCAGUUCUUGGUCAUGGUUGGUGACCCCGUGAGCCUGGGCGGUAAGUGGGGAGGUAUUUUGUUCCAGAGUUUGAUUGUUGGCAGCUUGUUCUAUAACCUACCACCGGAUUCUAACGGGGUGUUUCCCCGCGGUGGCAUUUUGUUUUUCACCUUGUUGUUCAAUGCUUUGCUCGCCCUUGCGGAACUCACGGCUGCUUUUUACUCCAUACCUAUUCUGUUGAAGCAUAAGAGUUUGUAAGUGCUCUCCAGUGGUUGUGUGCUACGGGAUGAGAGUGGGUCACGCUAAUUUUUGAGUGUAGUUCGUUUUAUCGUCCUUCGGCUUACGCCAUCGCGCUAUUCGUCGUGGAUCUGCCACUGUGCUUUAUCCAGGUCUUCAUUUGGAACAUAGUUGUGUAUUUCAUGUCUGGUACUUCUCCAGCCCCCACAUAUAAACACUGCCACAAUAUUAACCCAUGUAGGUCUCCAACGCACGGCAUCCCAAUUCUUCAUCAGUCUCCUAAUCGUAUUCAUCAUAACGGCAAGCAUGUACGCCUUCUUCCGCAUGAUCGGCGCCUUCUCUGCAAGCCUCGACGUAGCGACCCGCAUUACAGGUGUCGCCAUCCAAGCGCUGAUUGUCUACACCGGCUAUCUAAUCCCUCCCUCGUCAAUGCACCCCUGGUUCUCCUGGCUCCGCUGGAUAAACCCGAUCCAGUACGGAUUCGAAGCCCUCAUGGCGAACGAGUUCUAUAACCUCAACAUACAGUGCGUCCCGCCCAUGCUGGUUCCUGUAGGUCCCAACGUGGACCCGCAAUAUCAGUCGUGUGCGCUGCAGGGAAGCCAGCCCGGGACUACGAUCGUUCGUGGAGAAGAUUAUAUCCAGACGCAAUUCACAUACUCGCGGUCGCACCUUUGGCGGAAUAUCGGAUUUGCAAUUGCGUUCUGGAUGUUCUUUGUUGUCAUGACGGCGGUAGGACUUGAGCUUAAGAAGCCGAACAGCGGGGGCGCUGCUGUAACCGUAUUUAAAAGGGGCCAGGCACCGGCGGUGGUUAAGAAGGCGAUGGAGAAGAGGGAUGUUGAGGUUGGCGAAAAGGAGCCGGUAGUUACUGGUGAUGAGCAUAAUCCCGAAGAAGCUACGGUGGGCGUUGCCAGGAAUGAAUCAGUGUUUACAUGGCAGGGCGUGACUUAUACCAUCCCGGUCAAGGGUGGACGCAAAACGCUGUUGGAUGACGUGAGUGGGUAUGUCAGGCCCGGUAAACUAACGGCGUUGAUGGGCGAAUCCGGCGCCGGAAAGACAACCCUCCUGAAUACCCUUGCGCAACGGAUCAAGUUCGGAAAGGUUGCAGGCGACUUUUUGGUUGACGGGAGGCCGCUUCCAAAGUCUUUUCAGCGCGCCACCGGGUUUGCGGAGCAGCAGGACAUCCAUGAGCCUACGGCUACUGUCAGGGAAGCGCUUAGGUUCUCGGCCCUGUUGAGACAGCCAAAGGAAGUUUCGCUCGAAGAGAAAUAUGAAUAUGUCGAGACGAUCAUUAAGCUAUUGGAGAUGGAAGACAUCGCCGGUGCCACAGUUGGUAGCCAAGGGAGCGGACUGAACCAAGAGCAGAGGAAGCGUUUGACCAUCGGUGUUGAAUUAGCGAGCAAGCCAGCGUUGUUAAUGUUCCUUGACGAGGUAAGCACUUCACAGCUCAUCACUCGGCAGCUUUUACUAACAGGAUUCCGAACAGCCCACAUCCGGACUGGAUUCUAACGCAGCUUUCAACGUUGUCCGCUUCCUCCGUAAGCUCGCCGACUCCGGCCAAGCAAUUCUUUGCACCAUCCAUCAACCCAGUGCCGUCCUCUUCGAGCACUUUGACGACCUCCUUCUUCUUAAGAGCGGGGGUCGGGUAGUUUACCAUGGGCCACUCGGCAACGACUCACACACAAUGAUAAAAUACUUUGAAUCAAAGGGCGCCCCACGCUGUCCCAAGGACAAGAACCCGGCAGAGUACAUGCUGGAGGCGAUCGGCGCUGGAGACCCCAACCGCAAAGGCAACGACUGGGCCGAAGUCUGGUCAAAUUCAGCAAACCACGCCCAGCGUAUCGAAGAGAUCAACCAACUAAUAACCACCCGCUUCUCCCAGACCUCGGAAAAUCGGAUAGACGAUAACCGCGAAUUUGCCAUGCCCUGGGGCACCCAGGUUCUCGCUGUGGUGCGACGGACAUUUGUAAACUACUGGCGCACGCCCGAAUACACCAUCGGCAAAUUCGCCCUUCACAUCUUCACGGGCCUUUUCAACAGCUUCACCUUCUACAAAUUGGCAAACACAAGCAUCGACAUGCAGUCCCGCUUCUUCAGCAUCUUUAUGACGCUGACCAUCUCCCCACCACUGAUCCAACAGCUCCAACCGAAAUUCCUUCACUUCCGCGACCUCUUCCAGGCACGCGAGCACGCGAGCAAGAUAUACCAUUGGAGCGCCUUCGUCAUCGGCGCCAUCCUGGUAGAAAUCCCCUACAGCAUCGUGGCGGGGACACUAUACUUUGUAGCGUGGUACUACCCCAUCGGCUUCCCUAGGGACUCGUUCACGGUCGGAUACACCUACUUUCUAAUGCUGCUGUUCGAGUUCUACUACGUCUCCUUUGGCCAAGCCAUCGCUGCGUUCUCGCCGAACGAGCUACUAGCCUCGCUGCUCGUACCUGUUUUCUUCCUAUUCGUCGUGGCAUUCUGCGGCGUCGUCGUGCCAUACGCUUCCAUUCCCAAGUUCUGGCGCUUCGUGUACUGGGUUUCGCCCUUCAAGUACUUGGUUUCCGGAUACUUGGGCGCGCUAGUGCACGAUAUUCCCGUGCGUUGCGCGCGGGAUGAAUUCGCGAGAUUCCCCCUACCACCCAACGUUGCCAAUUGUGCCGAGUAUACAGCUAGCUUCGUGCAGCGCAUGGGCGGCUACGUCGAGGAGGAGGAUGGCGUGUGUAAGUUUUGUCAGUAUAGGGAUGGGGAUGAAUUUGUGAGUUUUUUUUUCCUCCCCCUUUUCAUGCUUUUGGGGUUGGGAAGGGCUAAUGGUGGAGGGAUGUAUGGUUUAGGCGGCGAGUUUCAAUGUCAGCUACGACUACCGCUGGCGCGACUUUGGCAUUUUUUGGGCGUACAUUGUGUUUAAUCUUGCAGUCGUGUUUUUUAGUACUUGGUGCUUUCUUGGGGGGUGGAGGAGGAUUGUUAGAGUGUUUAAGAGGCAGAAGUAAGCUAGGUAUAAGAUAUAGGUGAUUUUUAAUUUUUUUUAUUCCUGCAUCUUAUUUAGGCACUAUUUGGUAUUCCAGAAAGACUGAGUUUCUCUUGCUUAUUUUUCCCCUCUGAAAAAAAAAUACUCUAUUGGAGUAGUUUUUGAUACGUAUGAUACGAAAAUAUUUUGGUUAUCACUUUUUUUCCAUAGUUGCUUUUUUUUUUCUUUUUUUCCCCACCGUAUCUCUUGUAAACCUCUCCACUCUAGGGAAAUCAUUUUUCCGCACCUCCUUGCACCACAAAAUACGGCAUUUCUUAAAAGAAACUACUCGU
Molecule: messenger RNA, 5347 nt
Organism: Tuber aestivum (summer truffle)
Lineage: Eukaryota; Fungi; Ascomycota; Pezizomycetes; Pezizales; Tuberaceae
Source: the annotation of a GenBank genome assembly